CGAUUCAACGGAAGAACGUUGUCCAAAGUGCAGUCACGAUCGAGCAUAUUUCCUGCAGAUGCAAACAAGAUCAGCUGAUGAACCUAUGACCACAUUUUAUCGUUGCUGUAACCCAGAGUGUAAUCAUUAUUGGCGAGACUGAUUCGAUCAAAUGCUUUUGAAGUUGAAAACAUUGCUUGGUUCUACAGGUAGAUUAUCAAAGAUGGCAUACUUCGAAUCUUCUCCGACAACUGCUCAUAUUUCCAUAACAGAUUCCACAGUUGAACUGACAGCCGUGAAUUAUCUUAAGUCUGGAUCUGUCAUAGCCGUACCAACAGAUACAGUUUAUGGAUUGGCCUGUGAUGCAACUAAUAAAUCUGCGAUAAAUCAACUAUAUAAGAUCAAAUGCAGAAACGAAAACAAGCCUUUAGCAAUUUGCCUGAACGAAGUGAGUAGAAUCGGAUUAUGGGCCAGCGUUCACCAUCUUCCGUCGAAUCUGCUGGGGGCCCUAUUACCAGGACCGGUUACCGUUAUUCUUCAAUUAACAAAUAACACGCUAGACAAGUCGUUGAGUUUGAAUGGAAAAGUUGGUAUAAGAGUACCCGAUUAUGAUUUUAUAAGGAAUAUUUCGUGUGGUUUGGGCAAACCCUUGGCACUAACUAGUGCUAAUUUCAGUAAUCACCCUAGUGCUGUGGAAAUUUUACAAUUUAAAUCGAUUUGGGAUAAAAUACCUGCCAUAUUCGACGGUGGUAAGUUGAAUUAUAAUAACGAACCGUCAACUAUCAUUGAUUUGUCAGAGUCCGGAGUAUUUAAAAUAGUAAGAGAGGGAGCUGCUUUGGAAGAAACCAUCAGUAUGCUGAGAAAAUUUGGAUUGAAACAAAUGUUGUGAUAUUAGUGUUUUUAAACUGAGAUGAGAGGUACAAUCAAUUUCUAUCAUUUGUAUCUCCAGUAUUAGCUUCUUUAUCUCAUGACAAAAGAGUUUAGUGAGUAAUUGGUAUUUUAAAAUACUAUAACAGCACCAGUAGUGAGAAUAUGAAAUGUAUUUUCAAUAAAUCGAUGGAUGUAGCCGUUACUGGCAAGUAGGAGAUCAUCAUGAAAAACGAGAAAUAAAGGUUUAUAUUUUUUUACCACUUGUAUUUGUAACUAUCAUUACUGCAGUUUCGUCCUAUAAGGACAUUUUCAAAUGAAUACAACAAGAAUUUAUUGUAUUUACAAAUGCAAGUGGUAGAAAACAUGAAGUUUUGUUUCAUCAGUUCGGAC
This is a messenger RNA of Leptinotarsa decemlineata (Colorado potato beetle), 1239 nucleotides long. It is a transcript of the gene Tcs1, whose product is annotated as Threonyl-carbamoyl synthesis 1. The record is from RefSeq and is a predicted model, not a curated record. Gene Ontology annotation, biological process: regulation of translational fidelity. Gene Ontology annotation, molecular function: tRNA binding; nucleotidyltransferase activity; double-stranded RNA binding. NCBI's taxonomy places the organism in Eukaryota, Metazoa, Arthropoda, Insecta, Coleoptera, Chrysomelidae. Gene Ontology annotation, cellular component: cytoplasm.